UAUCGGGCACCCCUCCCGCUCCUCCUCCCGCUGCCGCAGCCCCUGAUGAGUUUCGGUUUCCAUUUCCCCGGCGCGGCGCGCCCGGCGCUGCCCGGACACUCCCGAGCUGUCGGCGGGCGAGGAUGGCGGAGGGACGGCGGCAGCAGUGCCGGGGCAGCGGCACGGGAGUGUGUCCUGCAGAGUGCACGCAGUCGCAGAGGAGUGAGGAGGUGAGAUGCUCAAACCAUGAUGGAACACACAAGCUCGUUCUCUUCCCUGACGGGAAGCUUUCUGAACAAUGGGCUAAAGCUUCAGCAAACUGCCCCCAGACAAGGCUGGUACAAGAACUGGGAAACCGAAAUAUCGUUCAAAUAGCAUGUGGGGACCAGCAUGCCAUGGCACUAUCCAGAGGAGGUGAGCUCUUCACCUGGGGCAGGAACACCCAUGGACAGCUUGGAGUGGGGAGCCAAACCACGCUUACUCACAAACCACAGCUGGUGGAAAGACUAAAGGGCAUCCCACUUGCUCAAAUUGCUGCUGGAGGAGCUCACAGCACCACCGUGUCACUCUCCGGAGCUGUGUAUUCCUGGGGAAAGAACAGUUUUGGACAGCUGGGACUUGGAGACACGAAAGACAGAGACUGCCCAACAUAUGUUGGAGCUUUAGAGCACUGGAAGACUGUAUUUAUCUCGUGUGGGGCAGAUCAUACUGCAGUUCUCUCCAAGGAGGGGCUGGUGUGCACCUUUGGAGCGGGAGAGUCUGGCCAGCUGGGUCACAACUCCACCCAGAAUGAACUCCUGCCUCGUGUAGUGGCUGAGCUGUGGGGAGCAAGGGUUACACACAUUGCCUGUGGCAGAAAAUACACUGUGGUCUAUGUCCUUUCCUUGGACAAAUUCUAUUUCUGUGGUUCUGCUGAUGAAGGACAACUGGAAAAUCAGAGGAAGCCCAAUCAGUUGAUACCACUUCCCAUCAAUUCAUCAGUGAACACUGGAAAAUCCUGCCAGAAAAAGAAUGUGUCAAAAAAGUGGAUUAAAGUUAUUGCAAGAGUAAAUCCAAGUUUUGCCCAUUGCAAGGAGGAGAACAAGAAUUCGUAUUUGAAUGGAAUUGCCACUCUGGAGGAUAAAGAAGUGGAUGCAUGGAUUUCUAAUUCUAAAUGUUGGGAGCACAUAAAAAAGAAUAUCAGACUGAUCUUUUCAUCCGAGGCUUGUAUCAAUGGAAGCUUUCUGGACAAAAGAGACAAGCAUUUCAAAACUUCCAAAGAAGUCUCAGGCAUAGACAUGUCAGAAGUGAAACGUUUUUAUGAGAAGAUCAGUAAAAAACAAACAGUCUACCGGGAGGUGCAAAAGGAGAUUCGGAACUUGCUGCCAUCAUUGUCUUCCUCUCCCAUCUCACCUGAAAAUUUCAGAGUGUACUUGAUCUUGCCUUUCCUUCUGCCGGGGAAGGAUAGGGACUCUUUCCUUUCUCUUGCUCUUCUGGCUCAAGCCAUUGUGAAGCUCCAGCGAGAGGGCCUGCAAACUCUUGAAUGCCUAUGGUCAAAUCUAGAAACACCCUUUUUCAAGGAGCUGGUCAUUCUGUAUCAGGGGCUUUCCCAGCAAAUUCUGUGGGAAUUUCUCAUGGAGUUCACACAUAUGGGGCCACACCGCCUCUUCAACCUGGACCCAGCUGAAAUUUGGCCUCUGCAAAUACUGCAGAUGCUUUACCAGGUGAACUCCAGAACUGGUUUUGGACUACAUGAAAGCAUCUUCCACGUACCUGAAGUGGGAGGGAUCAUCAACUUAUGUGCAGCCUUCAAUAGAGUAACAAUCCUAUGGAAGCUGAGCAAGUACCCAUGCAUCUUUGAUAGGGAAAACAAGAUCCAGGUUCAUACUACAGAAUGCAGGGGUCUGUCCAGUAUGUCUAUUAAUCCUCUGAUACCCUUUGCGUUCAUCUCUGAGCAAUGGCAUUUUUGCGUCAGACGACAAUGCCUUCUGCAAGACAUACGGAAAAAUUUAAAAUCCGCCUCAAAGCAAGAUUUCAGGAAGAUGUUAAAGGUGUCUUUUGAGGGUGAGAUAGGGGAGGACCAAGGUGGGGUGUCCCAGGAACUCUUCAGGAUUGCAGCCAGCACCCUCUGCCAGCCCAGCACCAGCGCCUUCUGCCAUUUCCCCUCCGGCCUCGUGUGGUUCCCCAGACAGGCCUCGAGCUGUGAGGAUGAGGACACCUUCCUCUUCAUUGGGACACUGUGUGGAAUGGCCCUGUUUAACCAACGCAUGGUGCCCUUCCCCUUCCCCAGGGCUCUCUACAAAAAGCUACUGGACCUGGCCCCCACCCUGGAGGACCUUGAGGAUCUGCUGCCAACCAUGGGCCGGAGUCUUUGGAGAAUUUUGAAUGAAGAAUGUGAUAGCUUGGGCUUGGACUUCACGAUAAUGGAAGGAGAAGAUUCCACAGAUGUUGUUGAGCUUAAAGAAAAUGGUGCCAACAUUCCUGUCACUAAGGAUAACAGGAAAGAAUAUGUUGAUUUGUAUGUGAAUUAUAUAUUCAAUAAAUCAGUACAGAAGCCAUUUGAGGACUUUAUGCAAGGGUUCUUAAGAGGCUGCCCAGCUAGAAAUUGGAAGAUGUUUUCCCCUGAAGAGCUGCAGGUUCUUCUUCAGGGACACACAACGUUUGACUGGCAUCUGCUGGAAAAGAAUGCGAUAUACGAAGGGUAUGAGAAGUUAGAUCAAACCAUCAGGAAUUUUUGGACUGUGUUUCACAAGCUAACAGAAGAAAAAAAGAAAAUGUUUCUUGCUUUUUUGACAGGAUGUGAUCGAAUCACUGGCUAUAGACCAGAACGUUUUGGAUUUCGUAUUAGAGAUCCUCGAGUAGAAAAUCCAGAUGAGUUCUCUCCCUGUGCCAGCACUUGCUACCUCAUUUUGUUGCUCCCCAGAUACAGCAGUAAAAAAAUACUCAAAAAGAAGUUGCUUUAUGCCAUAGAGCAUAAUGAAGGUUUUGGACGUGCCUAAAUCUGUGAUAGAAGCACUUUAAAGCAAAAAUAAGAAAACGAAUCUUUGUUCACUUGUCAUAUUUUCUCUUAAUAACUCAAAUCUACUGGUUUCUACCCUGCCUUAUUUUUACUGCACUUUAUAAACACCUGAGUGUGUGCAUUUGCUGAAAUUUUACAUUGCUUAUAAAAUUGAGCUUCGACUAGAUACCUCAUAGUUAGAUUAUAAAGUUAGGAAAGAAGAAUCCUGUUUAGGACACUUCAGAGAAGUAAGCUGAUAACCAAGCAUAUUUACAUAUAUAUGCAGGCAGGGUCUGUGCUGUUCUGGUUGUGUUAGAACAGUGAGCUCCCAGCAGCAGGGAUUCUGUGAUUUGUACAUUUGUGCAUUAGCAAGCACACAACCAGGAUGUGCUAAGCAGUCACCCUUACAAGGCAAAGCUGGGGUAAGGUUUUCAUCUGUGUUACUUAAGGGUUUCUCUUGGGGAGCAACUAACACGUUUAAUGAGACUGAAUUGAAGAAGCAGUCUGUGCUCACCUGGAUAUGAUCUAUGAUUUAUCUGAGAGAAAUUCUUAGGAGGAUUUGAUCAUUCCUAGACUUUUUCAAAAGCUGUAUAAAUUAUAAUAAUGCAAUUUUUUGUUGUUUAGUGUGAUAAUUGUGAUAUUUGUCAUGUUUCUUUCUAUCUUCUAAGGAGAUGUUUCACAAUUAAAUAAUUAAAUCUUAGACUUGGAGAACAGCACUGUCUACAGAGCCCUAUGGACAUGAGGCUGGCAGGGCUUCUGGAAUCUCAUUGUCAAAACAGUGCAGAGCACUGUCAGGGCAUUAACAAUGUCAGGCAGGACGUGUGUUUUCUGUGUAUUUUGCUAUGUGGAGAGAGGGAGAGAAAAAACAGUCAUUAUUUUUUAGCAGUCUUCUCUUUGGUACAUUAAAUGUGUCAGGGGACAUCCAUAUGUAAAGAAGACUUCCACUGUCUUAAAUUAAAUGAUGAUGGAUUAAGUUUUCA
Messenger RNA from Catharus ustulatus (Swainson's thrush), 3936 nucleotides. Its product is annotated as E3 ISG15--protein ligase HERC5-like. Gene Ontology annotation, biological process: ubiquitin-dependent protein catabolic process; protein ubiquitination. The transcript has 23 exons. NCBI's taxonomy places the organism in Eukaryota, Metazoa, Chordata, Aves, Passeriformes, Turdidae. The coding region runs from base 123 to 2957 and encodes 944 amino acids. The record is from RefSeq and is a predicted model, not a curated record. Gene Ontology annotation, molecular function: ubiquitin protein ligase activity.